This is a messenger RNA of Cuscuta epithymum, 2348 nucleotides long. Lineage: Eukaryota; Viridiplantae; Streptophyta; Magnoliopsida; Solanales; Convolvulaceae. The record is from the annotation of a GenBank genome assembly.
GUUACUUUAUGUAGAAUCUUCAUUACGAGAAAAGGAAGUCUAGUUGUGCCAUUGCUUGUUUCUGAAGAUUUGUUUGAAGAUGGUUCUGAUAACUAUACCUAAUUAAUAAAAAAAUUAGAGACAAAAUCGAAGUCAAUGGCGGAAUAUGAUCAGAUUUAGAAUGCAAGUCUAAAUAAAGGUGAAAAUUGUCAAUGGGGGAAAACGGAAAGAGAGAAGCGGAUCGAGUGCUGUAAAAUAAAGGAGAUGAAGGGGUCACAUGGAAGAAUUCGAUUUGCUGUUCUCCCGGCAACUUUCGAACAAUAGAAUAGUUAGUAGGUGUGAAGAAAGAAAUUCUUGAUUCUUCAGUUUCUCCGAUCAAAGCCAAUCCUACGCCGUCCAAAACCCACUCUGCAGCCUCGCCUUUUUACUCCUCACCAGAUUCCCCAAUUCAUCUUCCUCCCCACAAGCCAAGAAUCUCUUUCUUCCCCACAGAUUCUCUUUCUACCUCAAAAAGCUUAUUAAUGAUGCCCUUCUUCAUCUCCCCCACUCUUUCUCCGUUUCCUUUUAUCCCUACUCUUUCUCACCUUCCGUCCGUUACUUCUUUUCAUUCUUGGCCGCCAUUUUCUUCUUCUUUUUCUUCUAUUCCUCCAUAGCAUUUAGCAAUGUCUUCUUCAACUACUGUCAACCACCUGUCUCAGCCUUGCAUUUAUGCAGGGCAUGUAGUUUCUUCAUACUCAGAGAAAAAAUCAAGCUUUAUGAGAUGGAUGAGUAAGAUAUUCAAGGGUAGUUCAAGUAGUGGCGGGGUACUUCCAGCUCGGAUGCCACCUCAGCGUACAGGAGAUGAAAGUUCUGUUUUGCGCGCUCCUGUUAGAUCAUUGGAUGAUCACUGUAGAACCGAUAAAGAGGAAUUAGACCGUGCUGUUGCACGGCCUCUACCCCAAGAUUUGAAAAGACCAAAUGGAUACAAAUGGAAAGAGAAGGAUGACCUUAUAAGGUCUCUUCAUGAUGGCCUUAAUUCUUCAUCAUGCCCCCCGUAUGCCCCUCCAUACGCUGCCCCGAAAGCCUAUCAUCCAAGGAGCAUUAGAGUAUGUGGUGGCUGUCGCCAGGAAAUUGGCCAUGGAAAUUACUUGGCAUGCAUUGGGACUUUCUUUCAUCCUGAAUGCUUUCGUUGUCAUGCAUGUGGUUAUCCAAUCACAGAACUCGAGUUUUCUCUGUCAGAGAAGAAGACAUAUCAUAAGUUGUGCUUCAAAGAACUCACACAUCCUAAAUGUGAUGUCUGCCAUCGAUUUAUCCCCACAAAUGGUGCUGGCUUGAUAGAGUAUAGGUGCCACCCGUUUUGGUCUCAGAAGUACUGCCCUUCACAUGAGCAUGAUGCCACUGCACGAUGCUGCAGCUGUGAACGCCUAGAGUCGCGGGAUGCAAAAUAUAUAUCGCUUGAAGAUGGACGAAGGUUAUGUUUGGAGUGUAUGGAAUCUGCCAUCAUGGAUACUGGGGACUGCCAACCAUUGUACCAUGCCAUUAGAGAUUAUUACGAAGGCAUGAACAUGAAGAUUGAUCAGCAAGUCCCUAUGCUUCUUGUUGAAAGACAAGCCCUUAAUGAAGCUAUAGAAGGGGAGAAACAGGGGUUCCAUCUGUUUCCUGAAACCAGGGGUCUAUGCCUAUCCGAGGAGCAAACUGUUACCAGUGUACAAAAAGGGUCAAGAAUGGUUGGUCGUGGCAUGGUAGGAGUGAGAAAACAGCCACAGAGACUGAUCCGAAAAAGUGAGGUUACAGCUAUAUUAGUUUUAUAUGGUCUCCCGAGAUUACUCACCGGAGCCAUACUAGCACAUGAAUUAAUGCAUGCAUGGUUACGUCUUAAAGGUUUCCGCAAUCUGAAGACUGAAGUGGAGGAAGGAAUAUGCCAAGUGCUGUCUCACAUGUGGCUCGAGUCAGAGGUGAUGCCUGGGCUCAGAAACAUGUCAUCAACAUCAGCAGCCCCAUCCUCAUCAAUGUGGGCUCCAUCAUCGUCUUCGUCAUCUUCGAAGAAAGGUAAAAAGUCUGGGAAUGAGAACAAACUGGGAGAGUUCUUUAUGCAUCAGAUAGCUCACGACACUUCGCCCGCAUAUGGAGAAGGAUUCAGAGCAGCUAAUGUAGCUGUGAAUAAGUAUGGUUUGCGAAGUACCUUGAAUCACAUUUAUUUUACUGGAAGUUUUCCCUGUUGAUCUAAACCAAACCAAACUUUGCUAUCUCAAUCUGCAUUAUAUGCACUUUACACGCAGGAAUUCUCGGAAUGUUCCCACAUUUAGGGAAUGUUUCAGAAACCUUUCGGUAACUACUCAAAAAAUGUUUUAAAUGGUGGAUUUCCCUUUGUUAAAUGAGACCUUUCCUCC